AUGGAAAUUUUGUCCAACACAGAGACGAUGGAAGAAAUGAUGAAGAAGACUCAUGAUUCCAUUGAUGAAGAUUUUCCUCCCAAUGAGAACUCCCUGUAUAAUUUGACAGAUACCAAACUGACUGAGGAAGAGCUUGAAACUUGGAAAACUUUUGAAUGGAGAAGGCCCCAUGAAAUAUUCAAAGGCGAGUACAACCUCUUCUCUGGAGGAAUCGAUCCAAAUGAUAUUAAGCAAGGAUGACUUGGAAACUGUUACUUCCUCUCAGCAAUCAGUGCAAUGGCUGAAUUCCCUGACCAAAUCAAGAAACUGUUCUUGCAUCGGGAACUUAAUGAAGAUGGAAUCUAUGCUAUAAAUUUCACACUGGGAGGGGAGAACUAUACAGUCCUUGUCGAUGAUCAUAUUCCAUAUUAUGUAAAAUAAACACAAACCGGCAUUUUCCCAAUCCAAAGGCAACGAGCUCUGGGUUAUGUUACUAGAAAAGGCCUGGGCUAAGGUAAAUGGCAACUACGAGAACUCCAUCAAAGGAUUUGUAUCAGAAGCAUUCAGAGCUUUGACUGGUGCUCCUGUAGUCUUCUUCAAGCACAUGUACAUACAAGAUAUUUGGGAUGAGAUAUAUGAAGCAGACCAGAACAAAUAUAUAAUCUGUGCUUCAUCAGGGGAAGGGCAGCUAAACAAAGAGAGAUAUAAUGAAAUGGGCCUCAUAAGCGAGCAUGCUUACUCUGUCAUUGCAGCUACAGAAAUCAAAACUAAAAAUGGACCAGAACGCUUACUAAAACUUAGGAACCCAUGGGGUCAUAAGGAAUGGCUAGGCAAAUGGAGUGAUGAUGACGAUUCUUGGACACCUAAGCUCCGUAAAGCUCUUGGAUGUGAGGAGAAAAAUGAUGGUGUCUUUUUCAUGUGCGUUGGAGACUAUCUGAGCUAUUUCAGAACCACAGUCAUUUGUAAAUUACAUGAAAAUUAUGUAUCUCACUCAAUCAAAUGCAAGCACAAUUUUGGGGAUUACAACCUGAUCAAGGUUACUAUUGAGAACGAAGAGAAAAUAUUUUUAACAGUAUCCCAGCUGAAUCAAAGAUGGGCCCGUAGACAUAAGGAAUAUGAACCAUCGUUUGUCAGGAUGUUAUUGUCAAGAAUUGUUCCAGAAGAUGAAGAAGACUCUGAAAAAUUCCCCAUAGAAUACAUCAAAGGAACAUGAUGGAAGGACGAAGAUACCACAAUCGAAUGCCAAUUAGUCCCAGGAGAGUAUCUUGCAUACAUAGAAAUACACUGGUUCGAUGAUACGCAAUUCAAUGACUUUGUUUUUAGAACUUAUUCAGAAUCAGACCCAAAAAUAGAGGAGAUUGAUAAAGAAGAAUAUCCUGAUUUCCUUGAACAAUCUUUAAAAACCUGUGCAAGAACUUCAAAGGAAAUUAAAACAUACGCAGAUAAAGGCGAGCCUGAGAUUUUCAGAGCCUUCAGUGUCAAAGAAUCCAAAACCGAGUACGGCUUUCUAUACUAUGAGAAUAACUCAGAAGGAACGACUCUCAGAGAGAUUGUGAAAUUUGGUGAAUUAGAAAAUCUUUAUGUCAUGCCACCUUAUGAGGGAAAUAUUAUUGAGAUAAAAGUCCCUCCUGGAGAGAACCGAAUUGUCAUCCUUAACAGAAGUGACCGUGGGUGCUCCUUCAACAGCACAUACUACACAACACUUAUAAAGCCAGUUAGUGAUAUCUUAGAAGUUUCCAAAAGAAGAGGUAGAAAGAAGCAAAUUGAGUAUAGAGAUGAAAAGUACGAAGUCUAUUAUUAUGUCUACAAAGACGGCAGUGGCUACCUCCUCUAUUUUGAGAACAAGUCGAAUGAGUUAGAGGACAAGGAAGGAUAUAUCUUUGAAGGAACCUUCUACUUUAAACUAGAAAAUCUCGAAAUUGAUGACGAUGAGUACAGAGAUAAACAAGAAUGGAAAGUAAAGCUGCGUCCAGGAGAGACUUCCUAUGUCAAACUUCUCAUGAAAGAUCUCACUAAAUCCUGGGGCUACAAAUAUUCCUACAGCUUCAAGAUUAAAGAGGCAGUGCUGAACAACGCUGAACUGAUCGAGAGAAUCAAGAAUAAUGGGAAAAAGAAACAAAUCUCUUACAAAGAUGAAAAGGUAGAGGUCUACUACUAUAUCUAUUUUAUUAAUGAAAGAUAUAUGUGGUUCUACGAGAACCUCACUGACAAGAAAUUCAAGGCCACUUUUAGUUUUGAAUUAAACAACCUCAAGCUUGAUAAGGAAGAAGAGAAGGAAGAAAAGAAGGAGGAGCAGAAAGAAGAGCAGAAGGAAGAACAGAAUGAGAAAAAGGAACACAAUCUAGAAAAGGAGGAUGAUAAUGCAGAGGAAGAGCAAGAAAAUGAAAAUGGAUGGAAAAUCUUCCUACUUCCUGGGGAAUCCUGUAUUAAGAGCAUCUCAAGAAUUGAUGCUAAAAAGGAGUCAAAAUAUAGAAGCUCGUAUUCUUAUAGGCUAUCUUCUAAGGAAGAGGAUGAAUAAAAUAGCAAUUCAACC
Messenger RNA from Moneuplotes crassus, 2512 nucleotides. The record is from the annotation of a GenBank genome assembly. Lineage: Eukaryota; Ciliophora; Spirotrichea; Euplotida; Euplotidae.